UUUUCUUUCAAACUCGAAGAAUCAUAAUGUUGCACACGCCUAGUUAACGACGACGCCCCUCUUCAUCUACGAUCGGUUUUGAUAUCCAAAAUUAACCAAAAAAUCUGUAAAUUUUGACUCAGUUCCGUUGAAUUUUCGACUCUCAUCGAAUUCUUGAGGGUUUGCUGAAAUACAUGAUCGUUAGGACCUUGCGAGAAAUCGAGCUGCGUGUGUAGCUGCUUUUGGGAGUUGGGAAGAUGGUGUUGGUAUUGGCAAUUGGGGAUUUACAUAUUCCACAUAGAGCACCUGAUCUACCUGCCAAGUUCAAAUCUAUGCUUGUUCCUGGCAAGAUUCAACACAUCAUUUGCACCGGUAAUCUAUGUAUCAAAGAAGUUCAUGAUUAUUUGAAAAGCCUAUGCCCAAGUUUACACAUCACUCGAGGUGAAUAUGAUGAAGAUGCUCGUUACCCAGAGACCAAAACACUCACCAUUGGCCAAUUCAAGCUUGGAUUAUGUCAUGGUCAUCAGGUUGUUCCAUGGGGGGAUUUGGAUUCAUUAGCCAUGCUUCAAAGACAAUUAGAUGUGGACAUUUUGGUUAGUGGUCAUACUCAUCAGUUCAAGGCUUAUAAACAUGAGGCUGGUGUGGUUAUUAACCCUGGUUCAGCCACUGGUGCAUACAGCAGCAUCACUUAUGAUGUGAACCCAAGUUUUGUUCUUAUGGACAUUGAUGGCUUACGUGUUGUUGUUUAUGUUUAUGAACUCAUCGAUGGAGAAGUGAAGGUUGACAAGAUUGAUUUCAAGAAAACAUCCACAGCUACUAUAUGAUAAUAAUAAUAAUAAUAAUAAUAAUAAUACUAAGAUUGUUCAUCUUUUGUUCCUUUUGAUAUGCUAACUUUAUUAGGCUCUUUCUUGUCUUUUAAGGUUUUCAAACCUUGUUUUUCCUUUUGGUGUAUGUGAUCUAUUUCUUGUUUGUUUUGUCAUGUAAGGAAAUUUAUUGGCCUUUUUUCAUAUCUUUUUACUGUUUUUAUUGAUAUGGUUUCGUUUUUA
Lactuca sativa (garden lettuce) is the source of this 1025-nucleotide messenger RNA. RefSeq names its product Calcineurin-like metallo-phosphoesterase superfamily protein (gene MAG1). Gene Ontology annotation, cellular component: retromer complex. Lineage: Eukaryota; Viridiplantae; Streptophyta; Magnoliopsida; Asterales; Asteraceae. Gene Ontology annotation, biological process: retrograde transport, endosome to Golgi. The record is from RefSeq and is a predicted model, not a curated record.